AUGAAGUUCUUCAUCUUUACCGCCGCUCUCGUCGCAGUAGCCAUGGCUGGUCCCAUACAGCCAGGGGAAAUGGGACCAACUCCAAUCGAAGACUUGGACUUUGACAGCCCCGCCUAUGUCGGACCAGCUAUCGUUGAGCCGAAACAGCCUGCACCAGUUAUCCAAAUCAUUUUAAACGUGAACUCCCAAGGCCAAGUGGAAAUUUCUCCUGAAAUUGUCCAAGUCCCUGAAGAACAGGAAAUAUCUCCAAUUCCAGUUCCUGAGCCCGCGUUCCCAUCACCUCAACCGGCACCAAUCGUUAUUCCUGAACCCGCGUUCCCGGAGCCACAACCUUCACCGGUCAUUCAAGAAGCAGAUAGCCUUAAUUAA
Messenger RNA from Danaus chrysippus (African queen), 369 nucleotides. The record is from the annotation of a GenBank genome assembly. NCBI's taxonomy places the organism in Eukaryota, Metazoa, Arthropoda, Insecta, Lepidoptera, Nymphalidae.